Messenger RNA from Trifolium pratense (red clover), 475 nucleotides. RefSeq names its product costars family protein-like. The transcript has 2 exons. The record is from RefSeq and is a predicted model, not a curated record. NCBI's taxonomy places the organism in Eukaryota, Viridiplantae, Streptophyta, Magnoliopsida, Fabales, Fabaceae. Bases 110 to 376 code for a protein of 88 amino acids. Gene Ontology annotation, biological process: regulation of actin filament-based process.
AUACAUCAGGUGGAAGAUAUUGUGUGUGUGUGUGUGUGUGUUUUAUAUAAUUAAGGUUGUUGUGAUCUGUUAGAAGACAGAGAUAUAAUAACAAGUUGGAAGCAGAAGAAUGAAUGUGGAAGAAGAGGUUGGACGUUUAAGGGAAGAAAUCAAGAGGCUUGGCAAUCUUCAAUCAGAUGGUUCUUACAAGGUUACAUUUGGAACACUAUUUCAUGAUGACCAAUGCGCAAAUAUAUUUGAAGCACUUGUUGGGACACUAAGAGCAGCGAAAAAGCGAAAAGUUGUUACAUACGAAGGUGAGCUGCUGCUGCAAGGAGUCCACGACAAUGUCGAAAUCACUCUUAAUCCCACCCCUGCUGCAGCUGCUGCCAACUGAAACACCAUUACCCAAAACUAUAAAAGAAGGGUGAAAGAACAAAAAUAACUUAUGUGGGUUCUGGUUUUUUAUGCAUACUAGUUACUUCUAUUCAAUCAA